Brassica napus (rape) is the source of this 1420-nucleotide messenger RNA. Its product is annotated as disease resistance protein ADR1-like. Bases 261 to 1115 code for a protein of 284 amino acids. The transcript has a single exon. The record is from RefSeq and is a predicted model, not a curated record. Lineage: Eukaryota; Viridiplantae; Streptophyta; Magnoliopsida; Brassicales; Brassicaceae. Gene Ontology annotation, biological process: defense response to fungus.
CUUGCAGGUUUGGCACUGGCUACGACGAUUUUUUUGUCAAGCAGCACGAUGUUCUGAGAGACGUAGCACUUCGUCUGAGCAAUCAUGUGGAAGUAAAUAGGAGAGAGCGGUUACUGAUGCCGAGAAGAGAGUCCAUGCUUCCCAGAGAAUGGGAGGAGAACAAUAAUCAGCCAUUUGAUGCUCGGAUAGUCUCCAUUCAUACAUGUAAGAACUCUUUUAACUUUGUAUGUAUUAAAUUGGUGAUUGCAUGAAAGAGCUUGAUGGAUUUUUGUGUUGUCAGGGGAAAUGAACGACUGGAUUGGUUUGACAUGGAACUACCUAAGAAAGAAGUUUUGAUACUGAACUUUUCUUCAGACAAGUACGUCUUGCCACCGUUUAUUUGUAAGAUGGGUAGCCUCAAGGCGCUUGUGAUCAUCAACAAUUCCAUGUCUUUUGCGUGUCUACAUGGCUUCCCACUCUCGGCCAAUUUGGCCAAGCUGAGGAGUCUCUGGCUCGAGAGGGUUCACGUUCCUGAACUCUCUAGCAGUACCAUUUCACUGAGAAACCUUCACAAGACGCAUCUGAUCCUUUGUAAGAUGAACAACAGCUUUGAUCGAAUGGAUUUGGAUAUUUCCAACAUCUUCCCAAGCUUGUCUAAUUUCACAAUCGAUCACUGUUAUGAUUUUGUGAAACUCUCGACCAUUUGUGAGAUCGUCUCUCUCAACUCCCUCAGCAUAACCAACUGUCCGCGCAUUCUUGUACUGCCAAAGAAUCUGAGUAAACUACAGUCCCUUCAAACUCUUCGGCUAUAUGCUUGCCUCGAGCUGAAAGACCUACCAGUCGAAAUUUGUGAGCUGCCGUGCCUAGAGUACCUUGACAUUUCACAGUGUGACAGCAUAAAUUCUCUUCCUGAAGAGAUUGGGAACCUAAAGAAACUUGAGAAAAUCGACAUGAGAGAGUGCCCUUUAUGGGGUUUACCGGGUUCUGUAGAUGCACUCGAAUCUCUCCGCCAUGUGAUUUGCGAUACGGAGGCUUCGUAUAUGUGGGAGGAAGUCAAAAAGGCAGUUCCAGGACUUUGCAUCGAAGUCGCUGAGAAAUGGACCAAAUGUUACAGCUUGGAAUGGCUGGACGAGUAAGCUCUUUUGAUACCUCGGACUCUUAAUAACCUCUUGUACAAAUCAUUGCUCAUCAGAGCAAGUUAUGUGUACUUUGAAAUAUCUCUCUAUAUUUAUAACAAUAGAACAGGAGCAAGUUCUAUUGAUUGUCAUCAACCACAACGAAAAAGAAAACCUUGUUCAUCUAUGUCUGAAAUUUUUCCAUCAAUUACAUGGCAUUUUGUUUAUGAAAGAUACCAACUUUAUUAUUCCACAACAAAUAAAGAGGAAACUCAGAGACUUAAACUUGUUUCAACUAGCUCUUGGAUCCAUCCCUUGCUGCCAAA